GUUUUGAACACCAAAUUAUCUUGAAGAAGACACGGAAGAAAGUGACUUGUACAGAAGAAGAAGAAGCUAUGAUUGUGGCGGCGGCGGUCGGAGUCUUGGUCCUCUAUGCAGGAGUCGCGCAGGCUCUCCGUUCAGACCAACCAGUGGUGGACCAGAGCUCAAUUCACGCGGAAAAUCUCGUGCAGCGCGAGAACGGGAGCUGGACCCUCCUUGUCAACGUCACCUGGGACAGGCCCAACGGAACUGGAAGCGAACUGGAAGGUUACAUGGUGAAACUGACCAAGCUAUUCGACGAUACUCAAGACUCGUUUGAUUUCGAACAAUUUAACCCCAACUUCAGCUUCCCCCUCUUCCCCGACUUCGGCUUUCCCGACUUUCCGAUCAUCCCUCAGACCGAGCGGGAAAAACUGGAAGGGAGAGGAUACGUCUUCACGGACGCAGAAUCGAUCACUUAUGAGUAUGACGACAUCCUGUGGUCACACGAGUACGACUUUAAGAUUAUCGUUCUUCAUGGAGGACACUCUGGAAACGAAGCGAAUUACAGAUUUUUGACCGCGGAUUGCUACUCCUCCACGGGCGAUCGAGAGUUUUGUGAAAACCAACCCGUGGUGUUCUCCAGCGAGCCGGCUAACAUGACCCUGCUGGGUCUGAGCUGUCAGAACCGCACAGACGGCGCCUCGUUCACGGCGUUCAUCUCGUGGCUCCGGCCCGUCCAAGUGAAGCGCGGGCACGGCAUCGUCCAGUACGUCAUCCGCCUGGAGAUGGGCGACCGGCUGGCCGACGCGCAGUUUAAAGAGUUUGUGGGAGAGAACUCGACACGUGACGACUUGGAACCCAUCUACUUCAAAAUUGAAAACCUCAAGUUGGGCGAAUCCUUCCUCUUACAGGUUACCCCUCAGGUGAACGUGACCAGUCCCAAUUCUUCGCCGUAUGGGAACAGAGGCCUGCUUACCUUCAACACUACCCUGUCGAGCACAGAUCGGUGCCCGUCGUGGCCGGGAGGGAAGGCGUGGAAGGACGACCGUAACGCCAGCCCAGGCGGCUCGGUGCUGGUGUCGGUCCUGCCCGCCCUGUCAGUCGCCACCGUGCUGCUGGUCGGGUCCGCCGUGGCCGUGUGUCUGUGCCGCAGGCAUCGGAACGGCUCCAAGACCUACACUGGCCUCACCUUCUUCCCGCUCAUGCCGAAGUCCGACUGGAAGCCGCCCGUGGCGCCCCGCCCUAAGCACGACUUCGGCAAAUGGGAGCUGAGCCGCGGCCUACUGGAGGUGGAGAAGGAGCCGAUCGGGAAGGGCGCCUUCGGGCUGGUGUUCCGCGCCACCGCCGUGGGGCUGGACAAGAACCCGCUGCCGGUAACGGUCGCCGUCAAGACGCUACCAGACCACCCGACCAAUGAGCAGCGGCAGGACUUCCUGGAUGAGAUCCAGACCAUCCUGGACAUGGGGCCACACCCGAACAUCCUGAGCAUGCGCGGGUGCUGCACCAUGUCGGACCCACUGUACCUGGUGGUGGAGUACAUGCCGUACGGAGACCUGCUGCACUUCCUCUGGGACUGUCGCCAGCCAGCGGCCCAGCAAGACGACCCGAUCUUCCAGUUCCAGGAGAAAGGCGUGUACCAGGUGGCCCGUCAGGUGGCGAGGGGCAUGGAGUACCUUGCUCAGAAGCGGUUCAUCCACGGUGACCUGGCGGCGAGGAACGUGCUUGUCGGGGACGGACUCGUGGUCAAGAUCUCCGACUUCGGACUCUCGAGUGACGUCUAUCAUCGAGGGUACAUGCGUGAAAACGUUGGGCGGAAGAUUCCGCUGAAGUGGGUGAGUCCGGAGAGGAUAUACGGCGGGGGGCGGUGCACCAUCAAGAGUGACGUGUGGUCCUUUGGAGUCUUGCUAUAUGAACUGGUGACGCUGGGUGGCGUCCCGUACCCAGGCAUGACCAUGCGGCAGAUCAUGGAGAAGCUAAAGAACGGCUACCGCAUGGAGAGGCCGGACGACUGUAGCAUCCUGCUGUAUGACGUGAUGAAGCGGUGCUGGAAGUGGAAGCCGGUUGAUCGUCCGUCCUUCAGUGACCUUUUCAACGAAUUCGACGCCAUUCUGAACUUCGACGCGGAUUAUACCCGAGUGCUGCAGGCUAUCCCGAUGGGAGACGAACGGAACUACAGCCGGGACAUCGGCGCCGACGAUGACGUCAUCAUGACCAAGGAAGAGGAUGCCGGGAGUGAGAACUCUGACGUCACGGAUGAUGCAGAGGAGAAGGAUCAGGUUGCCAUAGAGACGGAAGCCAACUACCUACCAAUGGCUGACCGGAAGGGACAUUGCAUGACCAGUAAGACCCUGGCUGAAGACAAGGACUCCGGGUACUGUGGCGACAUGGCGGCUUCUCCACACAAGAACAAAACCGUCCAGUACGAAAAUGACGUCAACAACAUGGAGGAGGGCACGUGAUGGCCACACGUGUUAGAACCAAGCAGACCUUUCUCUGCAACAACCAAGGACAUUCUAUAGUGUCCUUCCAACAACUUAAACAUUUUUAAUAUAGUUCUAAAACAUAAUAUGCACAUUUUCCUCCUUCUAUAUUAUCCGGUGCAAUUGGUAGAGUGCUCGCUUUGUAACCGGGAGGUCGUGAGUUCAAACC
Branchiostoma belcheri (Belcher's lancelet) is the source of this 2625-nucleotide messenger RNA. Its product is annotated as insulin-like peptide receptor. Gene Ontology annotation, molecular function: ATP binding; transmembrane receptor protein tyrosine kinase activity. Lineage: Eukaryota; Metazoa; Chordata; Leptocardii; Amphioxiformes; Branchiostomatidae. The record is from RefSeq and is a predicted model, not a curated record. The transcript has 20 exons. The coding region runs from base 69 to 2435 and encodes 788 amino acids. Gene Ontology annotation, biological process: cell surface receptor protein tyrosine kinase signaling pathway; multicellular organism development; positive regulation of kinase activity. Gene Ontology annotation, cellular component: signaling receptor complex.